UCACAUGAUUUUGAUAGUUGGUCAGGUGCUGUAGGCGCUGGUUAAAACAUUAAAUUACUUCUUAAUUCACCUCUCUGGUUAAAGUGUUCAUUAAAAAAGGCUUUAUACAAUGCCUGUGUGCGGACCAAAAUUAUCUCUCUGCGGUUUAAUCCUGAGCGUUUGGGGCAUCGUCCAAUUAACACUCAUGGGGAUCUUUUACUACACCCAUUCAGUAGCCCUGGCUGAAGAUCUUCCACUUGGACACGACUUUGAAACCGCGGACGAUUUUUACACCGCAGCCAACACAGCUUACGCCCAAAACGCUUACAAUUGUUGGAUUGCUGCUUGUAUAUACUUGAUUACUCUUGCAGUGGCCGGACAUCAAUUUUGGAUGAAUAGCAGAUCAUCUUUAAGUGUUUAAAUGAAUGAAGUGAUUUUUUUGGUGUCACAAGUUGUUAUUUGUAAAAUUCCAAGUGUUGUAUUCCAUAAAUAAGUACAUAGAUUUAUUUAAGAUUUGUAGAUUUUGUCCUUUAACUUGAUUGUACAGAUACAAAAAUGCAUUGUAAAGUAUUCUAAUGUAAUUAAUAUGUUAUUAGAAGAUUAUAAAUAAAAAAGUAGACUUUA
Molecule: messenger RNA, 603 nt
Organism: Onthophagus taurus
Lineage: Eukaryota; Metazoa; Arthropoda; Insecta; Coleoptera; Scarabaeidae
Gene: RNASEK
Product: Ribonuclease kappa
Biological process (GO): nucleic acid metabolic process
Molecular function (GO): RNA endonuclease activity
Source: RefSeq, a predicted model, not a curated record